Molecule: messenger RNA, 1229 nt
Organism: Camellia sinensis
Lineage: Eukaryota; Viridiplantae; Streptophyta; Magnoliopsida; Ericales; Theaceae
Source: RefSeq, a predicted model, not a curated record
AUGUCGUAUGGUUGGGUGUGGAGAAAGCAAAUGCUGGUAUUCAUGGAGAUCACUUAUUAUCGUUUGACCAGCUGCAGUGGUCUGUUUCCUGUUGCAUUUGCGAUUGUUGAUUCAGAGACCACAGCCAAUUGGUCGUGGUUCUUGCAUGAACUUGGGAAGGUUGUUGAUGGUAAGUGCCAGAUUACUUUUAUUUCGGAUCGUAAUCUUGGUCUGUUAGAAGUUAUGCCAAAGGUGUUCCCAUCGGCUCAUCACAGUUAUUUCUUACAACACUUGAACAACAAUUUAAGAGACCGGAUGAAAGGAAUUGAUAAUGGAUUCAGGGACCACCUAGUAAGUAGUUUGGGUGACUGUGCUUACGAGCCAACUGUGGUAGGGUUCCAUGAAAAGCUUGCAAAAUUAAAAGAGGAGGGUAAACAACGAGCUCAUAAUUUUUUUAAGGACUUGGCACCUGAGCACUGGGCAAAUUCGUACUUCAGGGGCAUGCGUUAUGGGGAGAUGACAUCCAAUGCGGCAGAGUCAUUUAAUAACUGGAUUAAAGAAGCACGUAAUCUUCCUAUCACUCAAAUGGUGGACACAAUUCGUACUCAGUUGAUGCGGCAAAUGUCUGCACGGCGUGACCAAGCAAACAAAUGGAAUGAGCUUAUUUGUCCUACAUUCGAAACAAGGCUUAUGGAUUCGUUCAAUGACAGCAGGUCUUGCUAAGUUAGCAAAGCCAAUGACGAUGUGUUUGAAGUUCAUUCGGUACCAUCUGUUACUGUUGAUGUUACGAGGCAUACAUGUUCUUGCUUCAAAUAGCAAAUCAACGGAUUCCUAUGUGACCAUGCUGUUAUUGCCAUUCAGAAGAGCCGCUACAAUCUCAAUGAUUGUGUGGAACAUUACUUUCAUGUAGAGACAUAUCGUGCAGCCUAUUCGGAUGCCAUAUUCCCUAUACCAUCGGUGGAGAAGCCGCCUUUUGAUCCUACGGACUUCACUAUAUACCCGCCAACUGUGAAAAGACCACCCGGAAGGUCGAAAAAGAAUAGGAUCCCAUCAAGGGGCGAGAAACUGAAGCAAAUAAGGUGUGGGAGAUGUGAUAAGUUGUGGAGCCAUAAUCAAAAAUCAUGCACGGAACUAAUAUAGGAUGUACAUUUUUCAUUUCAACAUUGUGUUUUACAUUGGAUUUUUGUAUUCAUUUUUGAAAUAAGAUUGUGUCGGUUGGCAAAGAUUGUGUUGCAAUAAAAUUACGUUGU